Molecule: messenger RNA, 825 nt
Organism: Candida albicans SC5314
Lineage: Eukaryota; Fungi; Ascomycota; Pichiomycetes; Serinales; Debaryomycetaceae
Exons: 1
Coding region: 1-825 (274 amino acids)
Source: RefSeq, a predicted model, not a curated record
AUGUUUAAUAAAGACCCCUUUAAAGUAUAUCAUGACAAUGUUAAUAAAAACAUUGAAAGGAUGAAAAAGGAGAAGAAACUAUUAGUUUCUUCACAACAUAUUCCAGGUGACAGACAACAUCAUGCACAUCAUCACAAAAGACAGCCUUUAAGUAAUAUAACAUCAGCCAGAAUAAACAAGCCUACGUCAACAACCAAAACAAAUCUUCUAUCUACACGAAAACUAUUAUCAAAGUUUGAGAAACCAAAACGAGAAAUUUUUUCAAAUAAGUCGUACGAAUUUGAGGUGCUUAAUAAUCGUGGAUCGAAUAAUAAAUAUACCAAAAUUGAAAAUGAAUUUGACAGUAAAAAUAUCAAUUCUAAAGAUCUAACUAUUAAUUCAUUUUUAAAGAAGUUUAAAGAAAUGGUUAAUUGGUACAAAUUGAACAAAUUUCAAUUUGAAAUAACAAACACAACCUCUAAAGAGGGUGUCAACAAUAAUGGUUAUUUUGAGCAAGUCAAUAAAAAUGUAAUAACGGGACAAAUAAUGCAAAACAUAGUUAAAAGAAAUUAUAUUCGACCUGAAUAUAGUAAGGCCAAAAUUACUGCAACUCAUAAAGUCAAUCAGAUAGGUAAAUUAAGUGAAUUUAUGUACGCUGUUAAAGUUUCAGGUGAAACGAGUAACGAUGAUAACCAAACACAAACGGAAAAAACAGUAUUGCUCAUGAACGUGGGAAAUUGUGAGAUAAAAGUCAACGAUAGACUUAACUUGAAUGAUUUGUGUUAUUUAAUGGAUUAUCAGGGAGGAAAAUUAGGAGUGUACUUGCGAUGGCAUGUAGUUAAAUAA